Messenger RNA from Centropristis striata (black sea bass), 5177 nucleotides. RefSeq names its product glutamate receptor, ionotropic, N-methyl D-aspartate 2Ca (gene grin2ca). Gene Ontology annotation, cellular component: postsynaptic density membrane; postsynaptic membrane; NMDA selective glutamate receptor complex. NCBI's taxonomy places the organism in Eukaryota, Metazoa, Chordata, Actinopteri, Perciformes, Serranidae. Gene Ontology annotation, biological process: long-term synaptic potentiation; excitatory postsynaptic potential; synaptic transmission, glutamatergic. The coding region runs from base 378 to 4622 and encodes 1414 amino acids. The transcript is spliced from 13 exons. The record is from RefSeq and is a predicted model, not a curated record. Gene Ontology annotation, molecular function: transmitter-gated monoatomic ion channel activity involved in regulation of postsynaptic membrane potential; NMDA glutamate receptor activity.
UCUUUUUUUUUACCAGCGAGUGAUAAUGUGACCUUCUGCCAAAGUGCUGGAAACCAUGCCACCAUCGCAGCGGGCUCCUCUGUUGCUGCCACUGAAAUAGACUCAAACAAGUGCAGGGAGAGGAGAGAGAGAGGAAGGGAGGAGGGAGAGAGAGAGAGAGAGAGGGAGAGAGGACGAAGGAGGGAGAGGAAGAGAAGAAGAGGGCCAAAGGGGAGAGGAAAAAAAGGAAGAGAAAGAAAGAGAGGAGGGGAGGAGAAAAGAGAAGGAAAGAAAAAAAGGAAAAACGGAAACAGGACAGCUGAAGCCGCAGACACGGGAUGAGUGGUGACGAGCCAGGGCUGGAUGUGGACUGCCAACACAGGCAGUAGGUGACUGAGAUGGGCGUUCGUCUAGGCUGCUUGAGCGACUCCCCGUGGUGGCCGCCGCCGCUGCUGCUGCUGCUGCUGCUGUCCUGCGCCACGCCCUUCUGUUCGAGUCGGCCCUUUGGGAUUCCGACGCCCGCCGUGAACGUGGCGGUGGUGUUCAGCGGCUCCACCUACCAGACAGAGAUUAAGGGGCGGCUGAGCCGGGAGAACUUCAUGGACCUGCCUCUGGAGGUGAACCCCAUCACCGUGCUGGUCAACAACACCAACCCGCGGGCGCUGCUCACCCGCAUCUGUGACACUCUCUCCACCAACCGCGUCCAUGGGGUGGUGUUCGAGGACAAUGUGGGCUCCGAGGCCGUGGCACAGAUCCUGGACUUCAUCUCCACUCAAACGGCGGUGCCCAUCGUGGGCAUCAGCGGAGGCUCUGCUGUCGUCCUGCCAUACAAGGGUGAGGGCUCCAAUUUCCUGCAGCUGGGCUCCUCCAUUGAGCAGCAGAUCAACGGCAUGUUCAAGGUGAUGGAGGAGUACAACUGGGACAGCUUCGUGGUCAUCACCAGCCUCUACCCGGGCUACGAAGCCUACGUGGAUUAUAUUAAAUCCUUCACAGACACCAGCUACUUCAUAUGGGACCUGCAGGACGUUCUGACCUUUGAUAUGUCCGCCGAUGGCAUGAACGACAUCCGGGCACGGCGGCUGCUGCAGCAGAUUGAUGCCCAGGUGCUGUUGGUGUACUGCUCCCAUGAAGAGGCUCAGUACCUGUUCAGCAUGGCGGCCGAGGCUGGCCUGGUGGGGCCGGGCUACAUCUGGAUUAUCCCCAGCCUGGCGGUGGGGAACCCCGACAUCCCCCCGCCAGACAGCUUCCCCGUGGGGCUCAUCAGCAUCAUCACGGACCGCUGGAGGAUGAGCCUGAGGAAGAGGGUGAGGGACGGCGUGGCCAUUGUGGUGAAAGGCGUGCAGAGCUUUCGGAAACAGAGAGGAUUCGUUCCUGAGGGCCACAGUGACUGUCACAACCCCGUCAAGCCAUCCGUCACGAAUGACACGCUAUUCAGGCACAUGCUGAAUGUAACCUGGGAACACAACGACUUCUCCUUCAACAGUAACGGUUACCUGGUGAAUCCAGCCAUGAUAAUUAUCACUUUGGACAGAGAGAGACUGUGGGACAAGGUGGGGACCUACGAGAUGGGGAUCCUGCAGAUGAGGUACCCGGUGUGGCCGCGGUACGGCUCCUAUUUGGAGCCGGUGUCGGACUACAGGCACCUGACGGUGGCCACGCUGGAGGAGCGGCCCUUUGUGAUCGUGGAGGCGGUGGACCCGGUGACUGGCACGUGUGUGAGCAACACAGUGCCCUGCAGACGACAGUCCAACAAGACGGAGGCUAUCGUGGGUCACACUGAGCCAUACACCAAGCUGUGCUGUAAAGGCUUCUGCAUAGACAUCCUGAAGAAGUUGUCCCGCACCAUCAAGUUCUCCUACGACCUCUACCUGGUCACCAACGGCAAGCACGGCAAGCUGGUCCGAGGCAUCUGGAACGGGAUGAUCGGAGAGGUGUUCUACAAGCGGGCGGACAUGGCCAUCGGCUCGCUGACCAUAAACGAAGAGCGCUCGGAGAUUAUCGACUUCUCUGUGCCGUUUGUGGAGACGGGGAUCAGCGUGAUGGUGGCCAGGAGUAACGGGACCGUCUCACCCUCUGCCUUCUUAGAGCCCUACAGUCCGGCGGUCUGGGUGAUGAUGUUCGUCAUGUGUUUGACCGUCGUGGCCAUCACAGUGUUUGUAUUUGAAUACUGCAGUCCAGUUGGGUACAACCGCAGCCUGGUCAGUGCCAAAGAUCCCGGAGGUCCCACCUUCACCAUUGGGAAGUCCGUGUGGCUGCUGUGGGGAAUCGUCUUCAACAACUCGGUCCCCAUAGAGAAUCCAAAGGGCACCACCAGUAAGAUCAUGGUCCUGGUCUGGGCCUUCUUUGCCGUCAUCUUCCUGGCGUCCUACACGGCUAACCUGGCGGCCUUUAUGAUCCAGGAGCAGUACAUCGACACGGUCUCUGGACUGAGCGACAAAAAGUUUCAAAAGCCGCAGGAGCAGUACCCUCCGUUCCGAUUUGGUACGGUCCCAAAUGGCAGCACAGAACGCAACAUAAGGAGUAACUACCCUGAGAUGCACUCCCACAUGGUCAAAUACAACCAGAAGGGAGUGGAGGAUGCCCUUAACAGCCUCAAAACAGGGAAACUGGAUGCCUUUAUCUAUGAUGCUGCUGUGCUGAAUUACAUGGCUGGCAAAGACGAGGGCUGCAAGCUGGUGACCAUUGGCAGCGGGAAAGUGUUUGCCACCACUGGUUAUGGCAUCGCCCUGCAGAAGGAUUCACGCUGGAAACGACCCAUCGACCUGGCCCUGCUCCAGUUCCUGGCUGAUGGCGACACACAGAAGCUGCAGACUGUUUGGCUCACAGGCAUCUGCCGUAAUGAGAAGAAGGAGGUGAUGAGCAGUAAGCUGGACAUCGACAACAUGGCGGGCGUCUUCUACAUGCUGCUGGUGGCCAUGGGCCUGAGCCUGCUGGUGUUCGCCUGGGAGCAUCUGCUCUACUGGAAGCUCCGACACUCAGUCCGCAAGGCCGAGCGGCUGGACUUUCUCCUGGCUAUCAGCAGAGGCAUCUACAGCUGCUUCAACGGAGUCGAGUCGACGGAUCACAACGGCAGCAUGCAGAGUCCGGAUGUCACCACCAACUACACACAGGCCAACAUGCUGAAGAUGCUGAAGACGGCCAAGGACAUGGUGUCCUCCGCCAGAGUGGAGAACUCUCUAGACAAUGCCACCAAGACAAUAGAGAACUGGAGCCGGCGGGGGGGCGACAAUGUGCGGGUCGGCCUCCCACCCAGAGUGACCACCACAGACAUGACUCACGGCCGGCUGCCCUACAUCUCCAGCAUCACGGACAACCACUCACCGUACCCUCAGAGGGCCCUCACGCCCACCUUCCCCAUCCACUACGGGGACAGCUCCACCCAGCCGCUCCUAGAUAAGCCCCGAGUGGUGACCAGACCCACGCCGCUCCGCUACACGCUGCCCACUCGCAACAGUCAGCAUGUGUUGGAGCGGACUCUGCCCAUCUCCAGCCUCAGCAGUCCUCACAUCGCCAUACGGGACCCCGUUCCCUCUGGUGCUCCCAACCCCCACCACAGCAGCAGGCUGUAUGUGGAGAACCAGCCCCGGCACCCCACGUCCUCUUUCGUUCCCUACAGGGAGUUCCAGGUGCCCGACAUCUACGUGGAGCACAAAGGGCCGCUGAGGAGGAAGUUCAGCUACCCUCCUGACUGCGUGAGUCGGAAGCGGCGGUCCCACAGCUACGUGUUCGAUGCUGCAGACCCCAGAGUGAGAGGAGACUAUGACGAACCUCGAUCCUGCCUUGCCGAGCUGAGGGCCAACCACCUCCUGAACAACCAUGCCCCCGUCGCUGCUGCCAUGGCCUGCACACCGGGACACUAUCCAGGUGGCAGCACCAGCUGUAACUCCUGUAUGAAGUCCUACCUGGAGCCGGAGAUGGACGACAUCCCACUCCUGGGGAAGGACAAACUCAACCGCCGCGCCUCAUUCCUCAAAGCGACGUGGGGCAAUGACAGGAUCCAUCAGGUGGAUGAAACAAAGCCCUCCACGUCUGCAUCCUCCACCCGUGUAGACAUGCCCGACCUGUUUCCUCGGGUGGUGGUGGCCAACCCGAAGCCCCACAAGCUUUACGGCAGCCUGGGGCACAACCUUUCCUGCUACCCCCUGGCUGCGGAGCCAGCCUACUUGGACCCGGCCCACAUGGGCUCCUACCCGUACAAGCAAAAGCUCAAGUACUCUGAGUCCACCCGGCUGCCCUCGUACAGGGAAGCCAUCCUGCAGAACGCCGCGGCCCUGCGCCGCUCCUCCUCCACGGUGGUGCACAGACACUACUCCACCUACCUGAACUCGUACACAGACUUACCGGUGUAUGUGGGGCCGCUGGCCCAGGGGCCGUCCCAGUUCUACGACAGCUCCAAGGAAAUGUGUCACUUGUUUCCCUGUACGAGCCACUGCCCGGAUAACGCGGCGAUGCUGCCUCGUAUGAGUGACAGGCAGGUGCUUUACCACAACAAUAUGUUUGGGACUUAUGAGGGCACAGGGAAGAGGGAGGACCCCGGCUCUGGGAGCAGAGAGCGGAGGCAGGUGUUGGUGGCGCGCAGAGUCAACAGUCCCUUUGUGCCAAAGCCCUGGGGCAGGGUAUCCAGCCUGGAGUCUGAGGUCUGAGCCCCCAUCUGUCCUGUCAAACUGAGCCCUGUAAUGAGGGGCAUGCCUGGGGGUUCCCCCCUCAGCCUCCGGUUAAAGCAAAAAUCAAACUCGACACCAAUAGUGUACUUGAGAGUGCUGACUCUCAAUUAUCAGUGCAAUAAUAUCUCGGGCAGCGACACGUGAGGGAGAAGACACUGACAAGCAAACCACUGCUGGGACUUUGUAAGCCAAACUUAAAAAUAUUAAAAAGAAAAGGAUAUGUUGAAAAGUAUUUAAUACAUAAGAAUUUAACCUGUUGAUUGUUAUUUAAAGGAUUUUUAAAUGCUGUGUUGCUAUGUGAAAGAAAUCUGGGAGACAAUAUACUGUAGCCUCUCGAUCUGAAUACGACUUGAGACAUUUCUUUUUUUCUUUCUAAAUCAUUUCAGCACCCACCAUUUCAAUUGAGAGAUAAAUUAUUAAGAUGAUUUUGUGUUUGAACCACUGAUAUGUCGUCCGUAUAUAUUUUCUAAGUGCACGACCUUGGGGGGGUGGUUUCUCCGAGGCAUUCUUCAUCGGUUAUUCAUGUAAUUUGAC